CUUUCGUCUCUGCACUCCGGGUUUUUCUCACCAGUAAAGCGGCAGUCAAACAGACACAUGACAACAACUAUGGCAUCAAAGGCCCUGCAGCCGCCACCAUGCGCUUUUAGCUUCUCCUUCGCCCCUACCCACCGCCUCGCUCCACCUUCUGCUCGCCUUCCUCUCCUCCGCUACUCUUGGCCUUCCUCCUCUCUCUCACGUCGCUGCAACCACUCCCCCACUCUAACUCUCCAUGCUACCUCUUCUUCUUCUUCCUCAACCUUAGAAGGCGGCGAGGCAGUAGAAAAAGUAUUUCAUGGCGAGUGCUUUGUCUUGGAUGACAACAUCGAUACGGACCAGAUCAUCCCGGCAGAGUACCUGACCCUCGUUCCUUCGAACCCAGAGGAGUAUGCGAAGCUGGGGAGCUUGGCGCUCGUAGGGCUUCCUUCUCGGUACCCUAGCUUCGUGGCACCCGGGCAGCCCUUGUCCCGGUAUGCCAUCAUCAUUGCGGGCGCCAAUUUUGGGUGCGGUUCGUCGAGGGAACAUGCCCCUGUUGCCUUAGGUGCGUCAGGCGUCAAGGCCGUGGUGGCUGAGUCCUAUGCACGCAUCUUCUUCAGGAAUUCGGUGGCGACUGGGGAAAUUUACCCCCUUGAAUCUGCAGAGGGGAGGCUUUGCAAAGAAUGCAGAACGGGGGAUUUGGUGACUGUGGAGAUGGAGAAGGAGAGGGGACGACUUACCAACCACACCACUGGGAAGGAGCAUAAGCUGAAGCCGAUCGGGGAUGCGGGGCCGGUGAUUGAGGCUGGGGGGAUCUUUGCAUAUGCUCGCAAGACCGGUAUGAUUGUAGCUGCAACUAUGUAAUAGUGAGCAAGAUAUAUAAAGAGAGAGAUGAACUAGUAGAAAACGUUGGUUUCUUUCUGGUAUUUGUGUUUGUAAGUGGCAAUUUUCCUUUUGGUUUUUGGAUUGUUGUAGUUGAGGAUUGCAAGAAUUGAGAUGGUAUGAUGUUUUCUCCUUCUCAACUUUUCUCUUCAGUCUGCUCUAUCUUUUUCUUGGAUGAGAUGGUAUUCUAGUGCUCUUUUUAUAGUCUCUCACUCUUGUAGAUGAGAUGGUGCUUAAAUGUACUUUUUUGAGUAUUUUACUUUUUGUAUUUGGGAUUUCUAGUUGACUGAUGACUUGGUUUAUUGUUAUUUGCAAUAACCUAGAGUUUCUUUGUGUUGUCUCUCUCCCUUUCCCUUAUGCCAAGUUGAUAAUGGGGAAAAGAGAUUGGACAUA
Amborella trichopoda is the source of this 1251-nucleotide messenger RNA. RefSeq names its product 3-isopropylmalate dehydratase small subunit 1. The record is from RefSeq and is a predicted model, not a curated record. Lineage: Eukaryota; Viridiplantae; Streptophyta; Magnoliopsida; Amborellales; Amborellaceae. Gene Ontology annotation, molecular function: hydro-lyase activity.